Darwinula stevensoni is the source of this 1126-nucleotide messenger RNA. Lineage: Eukaryota; Metazoa; Arthropoda; Ostracoda; Podocopida; Darwinulidae. The record is from the annotation of a GenBank genome assembly.
AUGAAUAUCUUCCCGACCGUGCCGGCCCGCCUGAAGGGCGUCUCUACAGGCGAAGUAGGAAGGGGGGACGGUGAUAGUGAGGACUCAAUUCUUUCUGAUGAGUUGAGAAAAGCCCUUGUCCUUCAUGGAGAGACACCAGGACCCAUCACAUCUACCACGAAGUCCCUGUACAAGAAGAGACUUCUUCGUUUCCAGCAGCUCGGAAAUCUCCUCAAAAUACCAUCUGAGCAAGCUGUGAAAGAAUCACCAAAGCCUUGCUACUCAGCGGAGCUUUCAGAAGCAUUGGAAGAUUUAUCUCUACUGGAUGAAGCAGACCUGACUUCUUGUGAGGCAGAGAUGGUAUCCCAGUUCCAGCGUCCUGUGGAGGGGGUGAACUGGCGGGAGGGGGUGGUGAAAUCUGCAUUCACCUAUCUUCUCCUGGACCCCCGAGUGACUUGCAACCUACCAGCUCAGACCCAUCUCAGUGAGAAGGAGAAGUUCCGCACCUUUGUCUCUUCUGUGUUCUACAUUGGGAAGGGGCAGCGCUCUCGACCAUAUUCUCAUCUCUACGAGGCACUUCGAGCCACUGAGAACAAGCACAAGGAGCCAGUGAAGAAGGUGAAACAGAUACAAGAGAUAUGGGAGAGUGGAAUGGGUGUGGUAUCCCUUCAUAUAUUUCUCUCUGUCAUACCUGCUGAGGCCUACACGAGGGAAGCUGCCAUGAUUGAUGCCAUUGGUCUGAAGAAUUUGACAAAUAUCCGGCGUGGUGAUUACUAUGGGAUCUCAUCAACAUGGGAUCCAUGCCAACGGAGACGGGUUGGGACAUUCCUCCUCCUCAAGGCCAUGCGCAUCCUCCUCCAUGAGGGGGAACGACAACUCUGGCCUGCAAAUUUAUGACACCUUCUCAUGAUCUCUAUAUUCUACAUGAUGACUCAAUCCUGUAUAUAUUAUUACCUUCAAUGCCCUUUUUUAUUUAUGAUCUUCCAGUUUUCAUGAUCUCUUCCAGUUUUAGUGAUCUCUUUUGCCAAUAUCCAACUCCUCAUGACCUCUGAAUCUAAGACAGCAGCACCUUUGGUCUCAUGUCUUUGGUGACUCUUUUCUGUUUACUUGAUCUGUUUUUCCUCCACAUUAUAUGAUCUCAAUUUUC